AUGGGAGCCCAAGAAAUCGCGUCCAUUACAGCCCUCAUCCAAAAGUCCCGUACUGUCAUCAAAUAUCUCAAGGAUGUAAAAGGGGCACCUAAAGAAUGUAACGAGCUCAUGAGGGAACUACGGCAUAUGGAGAUCCACUUGUCUACCGUCAAAAUAAUCACGCUGCUAUCGACUGCAGGCGACCCAUGGUUGAUGAUAUUACAGCAGUUGAACGAUCCUUUCCGAGAGCUUACUGGAUUACUUUCUGGAAUCGAGAAGGGACUGAAGGUUACCUCGCUGUGGUGGAAAGGGGUGGGGCAGAGGCUCCAGUGGACAUUUGCUGAAUCGAGCGCGCAAGAGGAUUUGAUGAAGAUUGAAGAUAUCGGGUCAUUGAUUAUGAAUGUCAUUGGCCAGCACGAGGCCCUUGCGUUCUCUCUCAAUACCAAAGAAUACAAAAAAUCCAAGGAGGUAACAGAUUGGCUCACGCCUUUGGACUACAGUCCCGUUCACCAGGACAAGCUGAAACAACGUGUUGCGGGUACUGGACAAUGGUUCCUCGAGGCACCACAGUUUACGAGUUGGGUAGAUGGUAGCUCAAAGUCUUCUACUUUGUGGUGUCCUGGCGAUCCCGGCACUGGAAAGACAUUCCUCGCAUGCAUGGUUGUCGCUCAUUUGCACAAACGGUUCGGCGAAGAAAACAUCCCUAUUCUUCGUGUUUUCGGUGACUGGCAAAACUCGGAUGCCAAGACUGUACCCGACAUAAUUCGUUCCUUGCUAAAGCAGUUUAUACACAUACAAAACGGGCUUUCUCCCUCGCUCGACUCCCUAUACGAGAAGAAUAUCAAAGAUGAAACGAUUCCUUCCCUCGACGAAUUCAUGGACAUUCUUUCCAUCCAUCUGCAAGGAUACCGCCUCAUCUAUAUUGUGUUCGAUGGCUUCGAUGAAUUUGAUGGCAAUCAAGAACAUUUAAUUUCCGCGUUGAAGUCAUUCGGGAACAGAGUCCGUCUCCUUGUCACGUCGAGAAACAAUUCGGCCAUCCAACGGAUCUUUCAGGAAGAUGAAGAGCUACGUAUUCGAGCAGAUGGCAGUGAUAUCCGAAAAUUGGUCACAAGUAGGCUCGAUGAUAAUAAAAAUCUCAGGAUUCUCGUUAGGGACCACGAUGACCUGCGUCAGAACAUACUCACGGAAAAGGCCAACGGCAUGAUCCUCCUGGCAGAUAUACACACCACUGUACUCACCCAGGUCACUGGAGAUCGUAGGAAAUUUGUUGAGGAGCUUAAUGAACUCCCAAGAACUAUGGCAAGCAUGUAUAAGCAUUUCCUGGAAAGGGUCAACCAUAAGCCCGAGACAGACAGGGACAUUGCCAUUCGAACAUUCAGCUGGGUCGCUGUUGCCCAGCGGCCGCUGACAAUCUUGGAAUUACAAUAUGCAUUAGCUGUGCGACCAGGAACCGCGGAGCUCGAUGUUAUCCUCGAUUUUGACUAUAUCUCGAGUGUUUGCGUCGGACUUGUCGUCGUUGACAGACGAGGGUCUGUUGGAUUCACGUACCCUACAACUCGCGAAUACUUUAUUUCUCAAAAAGACAGGCUCUUUCCUGGUAUCGAAGAGCACAUAACGCGCACCUGCCUAACCUAUAUGUCAUUCGAUAUCUUUCGGUCACCCGACGUCCUUUCCCUCUCAAAGCCAGAGAUCUGCACAAAGUAUCCCUUCCUCAGUUACGCGUCGAGUAACUGGGCAGUUCACGCCAGGAAAUGUACACGAGGCUCCGUGGAAGAGGAGAUCCUCACUUUCCUACGGACUCAAGCAAACAUUGCUCUGUCUUUUGAACGGCCUCGAGACUCGGAACCAGAAAUACCACGCACUGCUGCAUGGUUUGCAGCACAUUACGGUCUAGUCAAUGUCAUGAAGGUUCUACUGGAUCGACGAGUUGAUCUGCGGCAUGAGAACGUAUUGUGCAUCGCAGCGCAUGCAGGGCAGCUCGACAUGGUAAAGUUGUUACUUUCGCGCUCUAAAGACAUGGAUGUGAAUCAGUCCGACAAGGUCACCUACCUCUACGAUUAUUCCAUCGAUCGCAACAGCAGCUCCAACAGACUCGGAGUACGAGCUUCUCGUCCUACGUUCUGCAUGCCUCUCAUUGCUGCUGCCUCGAAUGGUUAUGAAGAUAUUGUCAGGGCGUUACUGGAAUCCAAGCACAUGAGAUCGUUGAAUUUCUUUCCCCCUGGCGGACCCGCCGCACUAUCAGCAGCUAUAUUCGGUAACCACAUCGGAGUGGUUAAGCUCUUGCUAUCGCAGCCUGGCAUCGACACAUCUACCCAAUUUCUAGACGAAACUCCUCUUAUGGUAGCCAAAAGGAGAUGCAGAGAUGAUAUCGUGAAGGUGUUCAUCGAGCAGGGACAUGGCUUUGCUGACGACGACACCGGACGGUCUCCAGCGUAGUACCUUGGACCCAGGACACUGAACAUGGGUUGUCCAAUUCCUCACCUUACAGAGGAUCACCCCGUAUGUCUGCGAGCCAGCUGUAGAGUAUCUGCAGGGCGUGUACGCGUUUUUUGGCGUCUUAGUAGGCAUGAGGUGAUGAGGAAUACCGACGAAUGACCA
Desarmillaria tabescens is the source of this 2577-nucleotide messenger RNA. RefSeq lists its product as uncharacterized. Gene Ontology annotation, molecular function: protein binding. The transcript is spliced from 8 exons. The record is from RefSeq and is a predicted model, not a curated record. Bases 1 to 2415 code for a protein of 804 amino acids. NCBI's taxonomy places the organism in Eukaryota, Fungi, Basidiomycota, Agaricomycetes, Agaricales, Physalacriaceae.